This is a messenger RNA of Enhydra lutris kenyoni (northern sea otter), 1486 nucleotides long. Its product is annotated as tetratricopeptide repeat domain 23 like. Lineage: Eukaryota; Metazoa; Chordata; Mammalia; Carnivora; Mustelidae. The record is from RefSeq and is a predicted model, not a curated record. Gene Ontology annotation, molecular function: protein binding. Bases 8 to 1393 code for a protein of 461 amino acids. The transcript has 12 exons.
UAAGAAGAUGAAAGCCAGCCCCAUCCGCAUUCCAACUGUCAGCAAUGACACCGACUGGGACUUCUGCUUCCACCUGUCCCAGCAAGCCAAGAUCCCAGCAUACCAGCAAAGAGACGAAUUGUGUUCCUCUAGCGGGUCUGGAGAGAGUGAAGAAGACACUACAGCCAAGGAGAACACCAUAGGCUGCAUGUCUCUUCCUAAAGAGAAAUUAGCCCAAUCCCAGAAGAAAAUAGCUCAGCUGAUUAAGAAAAAGAUGAAUACCCAAGCAAACAAGGAGCUGAUACGCUGUGUCAUCCUUUCUCGGAUUAUUUUUGGGGAAGAACACUGGAAAUGUGCACAGGCCGUGGCCAGCCUGGCUUAUGGCUACCUGACACUGAGAGGCCUCCCAGCUCAGGCCAAGAAACACGCUGAGUCCGCCAAGAACACGCUGCUGACCUGGAAGGACAGCACGACCUCAAACAAGGAGAAGAAGGAGAUCCUGGACGCUCUGGUCAUGCUGUACUACACCCUGGGGGUGGCCUGGCUCCUGCAGAACCGUGGCAGAGAGGCUUAUCUCAACCUGCAGAAGGCAGAGAGAAACAUGGAGGAGCUGAAAGAAUUAUUUAAGGGAGGUGUUCGCAAAUCCCAAGUCUCGGAGAAAGACCUGACCAUUGCUUUGGGCAGGGCCUCCUUGGCCAUCCACAGAUUGAACCUCGCUCUGGCAUACUUUGAAAAGGCAAUUGGCAAUGUUAUUGCUGCUGAGGGUGAUAGGACAUUGGAUCUGGUCAGUCUAUAUGAGGAAAUCGCUCAGAUUGAGCAGCUGAGGAGGAAUCAUGAUCGGGCCAUCCAGUACUUGCAGCAGGCCUAUUCUAUCUGUGUUUCUCUGUUCACUGAAGCCAGCCCCCAAACUGCAGAGGCCAGUGCAUUACUAGCCAAGGCUCACGCCAUGUCUGGAGAGGCCCAACACAGGGAUGCUGUUGAGAUAUAUUUUAUAAAGAGUAUCAAUGCCUAUCAAACAACAUUGGGCCCAACAGAUUAUGAAACACUGACAACCAUUGAAGAAUUCUGCAAAUGGCUUGUCCAGAAUGGGGAAAAACAGGAGGCUUAUAGACUGCUAAAGGCUGCACUGAAGUCUCAGGUCAUCAGCUAUGGUGACUGUAGUGAAAAGGUGGCCGAAACUUUUUACAACAUGGGCAGGAUCUGCUUUGCCAAAGGACAGCUCAGAAAGGCGAUUCAGCUGUUAAGGAAGUGUCUGAUGAUUCAAAUCCUCUUAUAUGGAAGUGAGCACAGUAAAAGCAGAGACACAAGAGACCUCCUUACCCUAUUGCAGAGGACGAGUAACAGUUCAUCCAGGUGGAGAAGAGAAACCAUUCCAGGAAGAAGGAACUGUAUAUGCAAAGGCCCUGAGGCAUGACAGAGGACAGUGUAUGGAAGCAGUGGUCUUCUGUUACCAUUAAGAGAAAAACCUCUAUACUAAGAUAGCCAACAAUAAAGCCAACCUGUUGAU